AUGUGUCCACCGUCGACGAAGAAUGGAGCAAGCCACCACCAGGCACAGAAAAGAGGGCCAUUUCCGCGGGCGAAAAGCCCCCCCCUUCAAUCUCUUAUCAGCUCCCAUGACUUUGAAGCCGUGGCCUCAAAAACUGCAGCAGAAAAGACGUGGGCAUUCUACUCUAGUGCAGCCAAUGACUUACACACCCUCCAAGCCAACAGGUCAAGUUUCGAUCGCAUAUGGUUCCGUCCCAGAGUGCUGAAGAACGUACGAAACGUGGACACCAGCACAAAGAUGCUAGGAGGAGACUAUAAACUGCCUCUGUUCGUAAGCCCAGCGGCGAUGGCCAAGAUGAUACACCCCGAAGGCGAGUGCGCAAUUGCGCGGGCAUGUGCGGAGAAGCAAAUCAUGCACGGUGUCUCAAAUAACUCUAAUUUCACCCUCGAGGAACUACGGACGGAGUCGCCAGGGACCAGCUUCUUCUUCCAGCUCUAUGUCAACCGCGAACGGGAAAAAUCAGCCGAGCUACUCCGACAGUGCUCGGUAAAUCCAAAUGUGAAAGCAAUCUUCGUGACUGUGGACGCGGCGGCCCCUGGAAAACGGGAGGCGGACGAACGAGUGAAAGCCGAUGAAUCCAUCAGCGUGCCCAUGUCACCUAGCGAGGCGAAGAAUGAUAAGCGGGGCGGCGGCCUCGGCCGUGUGAUGGCUGGUUAUAUUGACCCCGGUCUUACUUGGGAAGAUCUCAAAUGGGUGCGGCAGCAUACCCACAAGCCGGUGGUCCUGAAAGGCAUCAUGUCCGCAGAUGAUGCUUUGCUAGCGAUGAAGGCUGGCUUGGAUGGUAUCUUGCUCAGCAAUCACGGAGGUCGGAAUCUGGACACUAGCCCACCCUCAAUCAUCACUCUUCUUGAGAUCCAAAGGCGGUGCCCGGAAGUGUUUGAUGCUCUGGAGGUGUAUGUUGACAGCGGUAUUCGCCGUGGAAGUGAUAUUUUGAAAGCAGUGUGUUUGGGUGCUACUGCAGUUGGAAUGGGUCGGAGCGUUCUGUUCUCGAUGAACUAUGGACAGGAAGGAGUUGAGCAUCUACUUGAUAGUAAGUUGAUGUAG
Molecule: messenger RNA, 1083 nt
Organism: Penicillium chermesinum
Lineage: Eukaryota; Fungi; Ascomycota; Eurotiomycetes; Eurotiales; Aspergillaceae
Exons: 2
Coding region: 1-1083 (360 amino acids)
Molecular function (GO): FMN binding; oxidoreductase activity
Source: RefSeq, a predicted model, not a curated record